This is a messenger RNA of Hyphopichia burtonii NRRL Y-1933, 2932 nucleotides long. It is a transcript of the gene FLO8, whose product is annotated as Flo8p. Lineage: Eukaryota; Fungi; Ascomycota; Pichiomycetes; Serinales; Debaryomycetaceae. Bases 131 to 2848 code for a protein of 905 amino acids. Gene Ontology annotation, molecular function: protein binding. The transcript has a single exon. Gene Ontology annotation, cellular component: nucleus. The record is from RefSeq and is a predicted model, not a curated record.
UUUUUUUUUUUUUUGUUCUUUUUUGAUUCUUCUCUUCACCUUAGUCUAUUGGGGACAAGAAAGCGUCAACCAUUUCAAGAUAUAUCAUUAGAUGAGUCAUCUAUUGCACAAUAAACGAACUCCAGACUCAAUGAAUAAUACUUCGGGGUCAGCCGCCAAUGGGACUCAUUCCAACAAACAAGCUGCUAAACUUAUCGGUAAACAACCGCUUGAUUCAUCCAGUAGUAUUUCUGAUAGUCAGGCAAUCAAUUCCAAACAGUUGCUUAAUGCUUACGUUUAUGAUUUUUUAAUCAAGAGUAAAUUGCCGCAAACGGCAAAGAUAUUUGUUAAUGAAGCAGAAAUUCCUUCAAUACCUUCUCAUCUUUCUCCAAAUAAUAGUGGGGGUGGUGGUUCGAAUUCAAAUAGCCCUCAUUCCACUAGAAACUCUCCUCAAGUUAAUAACAUCUCAAAUCCUUCUACUCCCAAUCCCAAUCUUCCCAAAGACCAUAAUUUACCCAAUUUAUCGGUUGCAAUCGAUGCUCCUCAAGGGUUCUUAUUUGAAUGGUGGGAAAUUUUUUGGGAUGUUUUCCAAGCCAAAAAUAAUCAUUCCAAUAAAUUACCUCUGUCAACUAGCGCAAGCUCCAAUGCUUUGGAGUAUUACCAAUUACAAUUAAUGAAACAAAGACAACAUCAAGAUUUAUCCGGUAUGAAUGUCCAACCAAAUAUCUUGGGUAUACCCCCCAGUUUCCAACGUAAUCAAUUAAAUCUUCCUAAUUUCCCUUUACAAAAUCAACAGAAACUUCAACAAGUGCCUCCUUCUUUUCCCGCCGGCCAACCUCCUCAUCCUCAACCCCCUCAACAACAACCAUUACUUCAACCACAACAAUCCUUUCAACAAAAUAUAAUCCAAAAUCCAAACGCCACUGCUCCCAACUCAAAUCCUCCCUCUGCUCAAAGAACUCCCAACCCUAGCUUUCCUAAUAAUCCGGAAAAUGGUGCCAUCCACACUCCAAGUAUCCCAAAUCAACAACAACCUCCUCACCAACAACCUCCUCACCAACAACAAUCAAAUACUGGACCUGCUGGGCCUGCUGGGCCUGCCGGUCCUACUGGUCCUAAUUCUGGUCCUAAUACUGGCCCCAAUGCUGGUCCUACUGGCUCCACGGGCCCUGUUGGUCCUGCUGGUCCGGUGGGGCCUAACGCCAAUGGUGCCAAUGCCGGACCUAAUGCAAAUGGUCCUUUCCCGCAAUUUAAUCAGCAAACAUUCGCUUCUCAACAACAACAACAGCAGUUCAUGAUGCAAAUGCUCAUGAAACAACAACAAUUACCAAUGGAUCCAAAUAACCCCCAAUCAAUUCCUCAGGGCCAAAUGAAUCCAAACUUGAACUUAAAUUUACAACAACAAUUUUUCUUACAACAACAACAAAGAGCUCAGCAGGGUCAACAAGGUCAACAAAAUCAACAAGGUCAACAACAAAAUCAACAAGGUCAACAACCCCAUAACAGAAUUCAACAACACGCUCAAACUCAAAUGCAUAAUUUACGUCAACAAGCCGCCGCACAAUAUGCUCAACAACAAUUUGAUGGUAAUGACAGAAUGAAUCAACCUCCUUUACAACAACAACCCCAACAGCAAAAUCGUCAGCAAGGAUUACAAACCCCUCUUCAACAACAACAACAACCAAGACCAAACGUGCCCAAUGGUACCCCAUUAUACCGUAAUGCACCAACGCCAAAUGGUAGCCAAACUCCUUUCUCUCAACCUCAACCUCAACCAAUGGCAACUCAGCAACAACAAAGGGGUAAAAUGGGAAGUGUAAGUGGUAGUAGAAAACCAAGUAAAACUCAACCAUCUCCAAGUAUAACAAAUGCUAGUAUACCAGGUCCACCAGUGUCAACUACAAAUGGUAACGCUCCACCAGGAAGAAAUUUGAAUGCUUUGCAAGAUUAUCAAAUGCAAUUAAUGUUACUCGAAAAACAAAAUAAAAAACGUUUGGAUAUUGCAAGACGCGAUAGUGGGAGUGAUGUUAAUAUUCAACAACCUCAACCUCCUCAACCUCCUCUUCCUCCUCAAGUUCAACAACAACAACAACAACCUUCAGGUAGUGCUCAAACAACCCCAGCAAUGCCAUCUAAACCAUCUCCUGCUCCAUCUCCUAUCAUAAGUAAUAAAUCAUCUCCAGGAGGUAGGAAAAAGAAGGAAACUGCUUCUAAAAGAGGUCGUAAGCCAAGUAACGCAAGUACCACUAAUAAUCAAACUCCCAUUUCAAAUCCAAGUCAGUCAAGCAUUUCUGGUAAUUCAAUGCUAAAGAAAGAAAAUAAUACUCCUUUAACUCCUGCACUGGAAAAUGAUAAUAAUGGUAAUUUGGCUGCUAAAAGAAAAAGAAAAAAUAAUACUGGUAAAGAUUCUCCUAAAAAACAAGCAAUUGCUAAAACUCCUUCCAAUUUCGUAGCCCCACCUCCAACUAAUAAUACUCCUAUCGACAAUAAUAAAUCUAAGAAAAAGAAGACUGGUAAAGAAACUCCAAAAUUGAAAAAUGAAGAAGACCCUACUUUAAGUGCUGGCUCAACAGAUCAUGGAAUUAAUUUACCUAGCUCUUCGGAAAAUAGUAAUAUGCCACCACCUUCUUCUGCUCUCAAUUUUCAAACUACUGUUAGUCAAAAUGAUCAAAUGUUCCCCGAUAUUUUAGGUUCUGGUGCUCCAAGUGACACUCAGGUAUUUUUCGGAGCAGGAGGUAAUUCAAAUGGUAGUUUAGACGAUAUGGACUUUGAUUUUAAUUCAUUCUUAGAAAGUACAGGCGAAUCCAAAAAGGAUGGAAUUGGUGCUUUCAAUUGGGGUAGCGUUGAUGCUAUCGAAGGUGGUGAAUAAACUCUUUAAGAUCAACUUUUUUUCCUCAUUCAAAACAAAAUUCUAUUGCAUUCAUAUGAUUUGAUUUUUAUCUUAAUUUUUAAC